This is a messenger RNA of Alnus glutinosa, 1462 nucleotides long. Its product is annotated as putative 12-oxophytodienoate reductase 11. The transcript has 5 exons. The coding region runs from base 258 to 1364 and encodes 368 amino acids. Gene Ontology annotation, molecular function: oxidoreductase activity; FMN binding. Lineage: Eukaryota; Viridiplantae; Streptophyta; Magnoliopsida; Fagales; Betulaceae. The record is from RefSeq and is a predicted model, not a curated record.
GACAGGGUAUUUGGUGUGAAGAAGAUGGGUGUAUAUUCAAUUCUAUUUGCUAUCCUUUUUGCAUUAAUUGCAGCAAAUAUUGUCUUUUCCUAAGUCAGUUUUUUUUCAAAAAUUAAAUAUCAUAUAUGAAGCGAAAUGAAACUAAAUUACUUAAAAAAAAUAAAGUUUUAAAAUUACAAUUACCAAAUAUGUGUUUAAACCUAUGCUUGACCCCCUUGACCUAUAGAUAGUCCCAUCCAUGGCUGAAGAAAGGAGAGAUGGAGAAAACAGCAAUACCCCUAAUCACUCCCCACAGGAUGGGAAACUUCAAUCUCUCUCACAGGAUAGUUUUGGCACCGUUAACAAGAACGAGAUCUUACAACUUCGUUGCUCAACCCCAUGCCGUUUUGUUUUACGCUCAGAGAACAACAAAGGGUGGCUUCUUGAUUACAGAAGCCUCUGGGAUAUCAGACACUGCUCAAGGUUCCCUAAAUACUCCUGGCAUUUGGACAAGAGAACAAGUUGAAGCAUGGAAACCAAUUGUGAAUGCUGUUCAUGAAAAAGGGGGCAUAUUCUUUUGCCAACUUUGGCAUGCCGGCAGGGUUUCCGACUAUUGUUAUCAACCUGAUGGCCAGCCUCCAAUAUCUAGCACGGAAAAGCCAAUAACAGCUGAGUUUCAUAUUGAUGGCACUAGCGCAGCAAAUUACCCACCUCCUCGACGGCUAAAAACUGAUGAAAUCUCUCAAGUUGUCAAUGACUUCAGAAUUGCAGCAAAAAAUGCCAUGGAAGCAGGUUUUGAUGGGGUGGAGAUUCAUGGAGCCAAUGGGUACUUGCUUGAUCAGUUCCUGAAGGAUCAAGUCAAUGAUAGAACAGAUGAAUAUGGGGGGAACUUAGAAAAUCGUUGUCGCUUCCCACUAGAAGUAAUUAAAGCCAUUGCUGAUGAGAUUGGGGCCAAUAGAGUCGGCAUUAGGCUCUCUCCUUUCGCCGAUUACAAUGACUGUGGCGAUUCCAACCCUGAAGCUCUUGGCCUUUUCAUGGCCGAGUCCUUAAACAAAUAUGGAAUACUCUAUUGUCAUAUGAUUGAGCCAAGGAUGAUCACCCAGUUUGUGGAGGGGGAGACUAAACAUAGUCUGCUACCCAUGAGGAAGGCCUUCAAGGGUUCAUUCAUUGUUGCAGGUGGAUACAAUAGGGAUGGUGGAAAUGAAGCAAUUGCCUUUGGUAAUGCAGAUUUAGUUGCUUUUGGGCGCUGGUUUUUGGCCAACCCAGAUUUGCCAAGGAGAUUUGAGAUCAAUGCAGAGCUUAACAAAUAUGACAGAAGCACCUUUUACACACCUGAUCCUGUUAUCGGAUACACAGACUAUCCGUUUCUUGAACCCGACACUUAAACUAAAUCCCAUUGUUUAUGAACAUAUAUACAGAAUACCCAUUUUCUUUAACCAAAUAAUUUGAUUCGAAAUCUAUCGAGUGCUGUAUUAUACUAUUA